Dictyostelium discoideum AX4 is the source of this 4038-nucleotide messenger RNA. RefSeq names its product ABC transporter C family protein (gene abcC9). NCBI's taxonomy places the organism in Eukaryota, Evosea, Eumycetozoa, Dictyosteliales, Dictyosteliaceae. The transcript has 2 exons. The coding region runs from base 1 to 4038 and encodes 1345 amino acids. Gene Ontology annotation, cellular component: membrane. Gene Ontology annotation, molecular function: ABC-type transporter activity; ATP binding; ATP hydrolysis activity. Gene Ontology annotation, biological process: culmination involved in sorocarp development; transmembrane transport. The record is from RefSeq and is a predicted model, not a curated record.
AUGAUAAGAAAUAAAAUAAAAAAUAAAAAAUCAAAAUCAGACUACUACAGCGAGAUAUCAUUAGAGGAGGAGGAAGAUAAAGAAGAAGAAAUAAAAGAUAAAAAGGUUUUAUCAAAAGAAGAGAUUAAAGAAAAUGAAAAUAAAAAUGAAAAAAUAAAACAAACACAAUGUCCAGAAGAUAAUGCAAGUUUAUUUUCAAAAAUUACAUUUGGAUGGAUAACAAAAUUAAUAGUAAAAGCAUACAUAAAAAAAUCAUUAGAUAUAAAGGAUAUUUUUGAUGUACCAAAUUAUUUAAAAUCAAAUUAUACAUCUAAAUUUUUAACAACAGAAAAACAAACUUUUAAAAGAAAUACUAAAUAUUCAUUAAUUUUAAAUAUUUAUAUUAAUUUUAUAUUAUUAAAAAAUAAAAAAUUAAUUUUAAUUCAAUUUUUAAGAGUUUUAUUUACAUUAUUAUCACCAUUAAUUUUAAAAUUGUUUAUUGAAUUCACACAAAGAAUUGAUUCUGAAAAAUCAAUAAUUGAAGGAAUAAUUUAUUGUGGAUUAUUAUUUUUUUCAUCAUUUUGUUCAUCAUUGGUUGAUGAAUAUUUAGUUUGGUUUGGAAUGAUUACAAGUUCACAAGUUAAAAGUUGUUUAACUUGUUUAAUAUUUGAAAAAUCAUUAAAAUUAUCAAAUUCAGCAAAGGUCAAGUAUAAUGCAGCUAAAAUUACCAAUUUAAUAUCAAUUGAUGUUGAUAAUUUUUCCAAUUUCUUUUGGUCAAAUAGUGUAGAGAUAUUCUUUCAACCUUUUCAAUUGAUUUUCUUAUUGAUUUUAUUAAUUUCAGAAGUUGGUUGGAGUGGUUUUGUUGGUACAGCAGUUAUAUUAAUAUCAUUUCCAAUAAAUUCUUAUUUUGGUAAAAAAACAAGUGAUUACUAUGAAAAAUUAUUAAAAUACACUGAUAAAAGAGUAUCAACAACUUCUGAAUUUAUUAAUGGUAUUAGAUUCAUUAAAAUGUAUGCUUGGGAAUCAUUAUUUUUAAAGAAAAUUGAAAAACAAAGAAAACAAGAAUUAAAAAUCCUCUUGGAAAGGGGACUCUUUUGGUUAGGUCAAAUAAUAAUUAUAAAUACAAAUAGUACUUUUGUAUUUGUUGCAACCAUGGUAACUUAUUCUUUAAGUGGUAAUAAAAUGAAAUUAGAAACUGCUUUCACUGCAAUGAAUAUAUUGGAUAGUAUUAGAAUUUUAUUAAUUGUAAUGCCAUAUUGUUAUUAUUCAAUAAUGGAAUUAAUACCAUCAAAUAAAAGAAUUGAAAAAUUUUUAUCAACACUUGAAAUUCAACAAAAUUUACAAACUACUAAAAAUAGUAAUACUAUUUCAAUUAAUAAUGGUACUUUUAAAUGGAAGGAUGAAAAUUUUGAAGAAACUGAUGAUGACGAUGAUCAUGAUGAUGAUGAUGAUGAAGGAGAAAAAGAAAUAGAGGGAAAGGAAGAAAAAGAAGAAAUUAAUAAUUUUAUUUUUGAAAAUAUUAAUUUUAAAGCACCAAUUGGAAAAUUAACAAUGAUUUGCUCACCAGUUGGAAGUGGUAAAACUAGUUUAAUAAAUGCAUUAAUAGGUGAAAUUGAAAAAGUUAAUGGUGAAAUUAAUGGAGUACCAGAGAAUAUUUCAUUUACAAGUCAACAACCAUUUCUAUUAAGUACAUCACUUCGUGAAAAUAUAUUAUUUGGUAAAGAAUUAGAUAUUGAAUAUUAUAAACAGGUUUUAGAUGCAUGUUGUUUAGUAUCAGAUUUAACACAACUUUCUGCAUUGGAUUUAACAGAGAUUGGUGAAGGUGGUAUUAAUUUAAGUGGUGGUCAAAAACAAAGGGUUUCAUUAGCACGUGCAUUAUAUUCAAAUUCAGAUUUUAUACUAAUGGAUGAACCUUUAUCAGCUGUUGACCCAGAAGUUGCAAAUCAUUUAUUUGAAAAAUGUAUUCAAGGAAUGAUGAAAAAUAAAACUAGAAUUUUAGUAACUCAUCAAAUUCAAUUCAUUCCAUAUGCAGAUCAUAUUGUUAUAAUAAAAGAUGGUAAAAUUAUUCAAGGUACUUAUAAAGAAUUAAAAGAUGAAAAUGGUAUUGAUUUUGAAUCAAUUAUUAAAACUAAAAAUUCAAAUUUAAAUUUAAAUAAAACUAUUAAAGAUGAAGAAGAAAAAGAAGAUAAAGAAGGAGAAGAAAAAGAAGAAGAUAAAAAAGAAAUGAUAUUAAAAUUAAUUAAAAUUAAUUAUAGUGAUGAAUUAAAAGAAAAAGCUAAAUUAUUAGUUGAGGAGGAUAGGAAUGAAGGAGAAGUUUCAUUUAAAACUUAUAAAGAAUACUUUUAUUAUGGUUCAUCAAAUUUAUUUUUAUUUAUUACAUUAUUGGUAUUUUUAAUUGGUUUAAUUGUAAAUAGAUUAUCAGAUUUUUGGUUAACAAUUUGGACUGAACAAUCAUUUAAAGAAAAGAGUCAAACUUUUUAUAUUAUAUGUUUUGUUUCAAUUUUCAUUGUAUCACUUAUUUUAAUUUUCAUACGUUACUCUUUGGUUGCAAAAAUUGGAUUUAAAAGUUCAAAAAAGUUACAUGAUCUUUUAAUUAAUUCAAUUUCGAAAUCACCAAUACAAUUCUUUGAUUCAAAUCCAUCAGGACGUAUAUUAAAUAGAUUUAGUAAUGAUAUAAGUGAUAUUGAUACAUCAAUGAUUGACAUGUUUUCAGAUACUUUAGAAUACAUUUUUGCAAUUGUAGUUGGUAUUUUUUCAAUAAUUUAUAUCAAUCCAAUGACAAUUGUACCAUUUUUAAUUUUAUCAAUGUUUUAUUAUCAAAUUUUUAAUAUUUAUCGUGUAUCAGUAAGAGAAUUGAAUAGAUGUAAAUCAAUUUCGCAAAGUCCAAUCAUUUCAUUCCUAUCAGAGUGUUGUAAUGGUUUAUCGACAAUAAGAGCUUUUAAACAACAAUCUAGAUUCAUUGGAAUAAUGAAUGAUAAUAUUGAUAAAAAUUUAAAAUGUGAAUUUGCAAGUUUUGCUGUUGAAAUGUGGAUUUCAAUACGUUUAGAAUUAUUAUCUUCAAUUAUAGUUUUUAUUGUUUCACUAUUUUCCUUAUUCAAUGGUUAUUCAAAUUCGGCACUUUCUAUAUUAUCAGUUUCAACAGCUCGUAGUAUUACUAGUUAUUUAAAGAGUGCUUGUAGACAAAUGGUUGAUUUAGAAAGAAAAAUGAAUUCAUUUGAAAGAGUUAACAAUUAUAUUAAAUUACCAUCUGAAGGUAGUGGCAGUGGUGUUAAAUCGAUGGAAUUUAUUUCUGAAAAAGAUUUAUUAAAUUGGCCAGAAAAAGGUAAUAUUCAAUUUAAUAAUGUUCAAGUUAAUUAUAAUUCGAAUUCUGUUCCAAGUUUAAAGGAUAUUACAUUCUCAGUGGAAUCAAAUGAAAAGAUUGGAAUUGUUGGUCGUACUGGUGCUGGUAAAAGUACAAUUGCAAAUUGUUUAUUCCGUUUAGUUGAAUGUUCAAAAGGUUCAAUUUUAAUUGAUGGUAUUGAUAUUAAAACCAUUGAUUUAAAUAAACUUAGAGGAUCACUUGGAAUUGUUCCUCAAGAACCUUGGUUAUUCAGUGGAACAAUUCGUUCAAACAUCGAUCCAUUAAAUCAAUAUGAUGAUGAAAUGAUUUGGAAUUAUUUAGAAAUGGUUAAAUUAAAGAAACUAAUUAUUGAAAUGCCAUUAAAAUUAAAUAGUAAAAUUCAUGAGAAUGGAAAUACCACUCUUUCAUAUGGUCAAAAACAAUUAUUAUGUCUAUGUAGAUGUUUAAUAAAAAAUCCAAAACUUAUAAUAAUGGAUGAGGCAACAUCAAGUGUAGAUUUUCAAACAGCUGAAACUAUUAAAUCAGUGAUAAACGAAAAUUUAGUUAACAAUACAAUAUUAACAAUUGCUCAUAGAUUAGAUAUAAUUAUUGAUAGUGAUAAAAUCGCUGUAAUUGAUAAUAGUAAAUUAAUUGAAUUUGAAAAUCCAAAAAAUUUAAUUAAUUCAAAUUCUAAAUUUAGAAAAAUCGUUAAUUUCCAAACUAAAAUUCAAACUAAUUAA